Wasmannia auropunctata (little fire ant) is the source of this 4192-nucleotide messenger RNA. RefSeq names its product transmembrane protein 62-like. The transcript has 13 exons. The coding region runs from base 578 to 2641 and encodes 687 amino acids. NCBI's taxonomy places the organism in Eukaryota, Metazoa, Arthropoda, Insecta, Hymenoptera, Formicidae. The record is from RefSeq and is a predicted model, not a curated record.
GAGAAAGGAGAUAACGAGGGCCGGGGCGACGACUGCGCGUGCCUCCUCUCGGAGCAAACGAUUAGAAUUGACGGGAAUGUCAAGCAAUGCCAAGGCGAGUGGGAUCACGGGGCAUAAAUAAAGCGGUCGGUGCUGACCGUGGCUGACUCAAGGCUGGAGGCCCGGCCACUGAACUAUGUAUAGAUAUGGGUCGAGUGGGCCCGGCGAACAUCUCCGAUAACUCCGAUCAAUCUUACCGCGAGAACCUGUGCGUCAUGCGCAAAACACCGCACGACCCUGUUUGACCUGUUUAUCGCGAUGUCCGCGAGCCCGAAUUCCGAAUCGUUGUUUUACGUCUGUCGUCAGUGUUUACCUGAUUUGCCGUCACGGCGAACGCGAGGGGGCAUGACACCGCGGUGAACCAUCGUCGGCCCUCGCCGCGCUUUCGCCGUGCUCGUUCGUGCGGAACGAAUGUCAAUAAAACAUCGUUGGCUUCCGUGGGUGAAUUAGGUGGACAAGUGGCGCGGUGGCCGGAAUCGAGGCAGGUGGCCGCCGUCGACGACCAGACUUUAUAUGAUCUUCUUCCCCUAAAUAACGUAUGAUGCUGCGGGAUAUUGUCGCCGCGAUGAAGAUAUCAAAGUCCACCAUCGUCUUCCUGGCCGUGAUUCUGAUAUUAUCUAUCCUGAUAGCGAAUAUAGUUGAGUUUGCCAAAGACGUCAGGGGAGAGCCUUAUCCCCCGGACAAGAUUGCGGGAGACAAUAACGGGGAGACACCGUGGCCCGGACCAAAGUACUAUGGCAUAGAUCAUUCGAGCGACCACUUGAUAUGGUUCCUACAGAUAACCGACUUACAUAUAAGUAUCCAUAGGGAUCCGUCUAGACUGUUGGAGUUCAGAGAAUUUUGCAACGUGACAGUGAAUGUUAUUCAGCCUAAGGUCGUUCUUGCUUCAGGAGAUUUGACUGAUGCCCUAGUUGAAAACUCAAUUGGCUCUAAGCAGGAGCACCAAGAGUGGGAGUAUUACAGAAACGUGAUAGACCAGACUAACGUCAGCAAGAAUGUUUUAUGGUUGGAUGUCAGGGGAAAUCACGACAACUUCGACGUCAUCAAUUUGGAUUCCAAAAACAACUAUUAUACAAACUACUCGGUUCAAGGAAAGAAACAUCACAGAUCUUACAUGUACAAUGUUGAGGCUGGUCUUGAAACGUACUCCUUCAUUGCGGUUGACGCUUGCUUGAAACCGGGCCCCAAGAGGCCGUUCAAUUUCAUUGGUAUUCUAGAUCAGAAGGAGAUUAAGAGGAUACAGCAGUUGAUUAAUCAGUCGAAAGAAAGCAACGCCGCUCAUACGAUCGUAUUCGGUCAUUAUCCUACGUCCAGCAUAAUAUCGCAAGCUGAUACAAAUAUCAGAAGUGUUUUAGGCAAUCACAGAGACAGCUUGGCGUAUCUGUGUGGCCACUUCCAUACGUUUCUCGGCAUGGUACCCGAGAUGUACACGAUACAAAGGGAGGGCUUCCUUGAGCUGGAAUUGGCAGAUUGGAAAAAUAGUAGAACGUAUCGCCUUGCGGCAAUAGACCAUGGCCAAUUCUCAUUCAUCGAUAUAAAACACCAAGAUUGGCCCGUAGUAUUAAUCACCAAUCCGAAAAACGUGCUGUUUAUGAUGCCGCAAAGGGAAAACUUGGAAUCUAUUAUCAAAUCUACGCAUGUUAGGGUACUGGCUUUUUCUACGGUUCCAAUAAAAAGCAUCGAAAUUCAAUUGGAUAAUGAAGUUUCGCUACUACAGUGCGAUCAUAUAAGUGGACCUCUCUAUACAUUGCCAUGGAACGCGACGAAAUACAAGAAGGGCAUUCAUCAGAUAACAGUACGUGUAACUGAUGAAGAAGGCAAAACGAAAAUUGUAUCGCAAUCUUUCUCUCUUGACGGAUCGUGGAUAUCCCCUUCUAUUCUUGCCAAGUAUCUACUGAUGACUAAUGUAGUUUGUAUUUUUCAAAUCCAAUUCGUCAUUUCAUUGAUGUUGACAAUCGGCCCGCUGUGCUUCUUUCGAUUCCUUCACAUGUAUUAUAGGAAGAAACGAACAGAUAAACUGCGGCGCCUGAAUUUGGGGAUAUUUUGGGUGAUGUUUAAGCCAUUGUGGAUACUGUCCACCAUUGAUAGAGUGUUUUACGUACUGAUGCUGUACACGUUAUAUGUGGCCGUUGGUCCAUGGACCGUGGGAGAAAUAAUUGAGGGUCACACUGGUGUGAUCUUCAUGUGGGGAACAUUCAUCGAAGGCAUGUAUUUACCGGGCGGCUUAACUUACUUGUAUGGAGUCAUUGAGUUAUUGGUUUACCAACUACCCCUUACGUUGAUGUUAGCGCUCGUCGUUAGUCACAGAUUAAUAUACAUCGAACAGCCCCCUGAAACCUCAUGCCUGAUAAGAUUCUAUAAGUAUUGGCCGUUUUUACGAGUUAUAUGCGUUGUAUCAUUAAUCGGGAUGCAAUGCUGUGCUGUUUAUGUCAUUUAUCUGGAGUAUGGUACAACAGCGAUAUUAUUAUGUCCAUUACGAUGGGGAAGUAUUAUGGUAGCGACAGGACUAUGGUAUUCCAUUAUCACGAUGCCAGUCUCGUGCUUGAGGUCUGCCGCAUCUGUAUGGUAUCCCAAUGGAGUCAUUCAUAACGCAAAUCGAUAAAGCUGAUAGCAAAAUAACACGAUUAGAAAUAUUGGUAAGCUAAUAUUACUAAUAGGUUUUCGAUUAUUACUAAUAGGUUUACAAAGAGAAGUUUUGAAUGUAUUUUAUUUGACAUUUUAAGUAGAAUUAUUGUGAUACUCGGAAGCCAACCACGUUUUAAGAGAAAGUGUUAAAUGCUGUUAAUGAAGUCGUUGUUCGUCCAAUAGAUGUUAUGUAUUAUUCAGUUGAUUGGUCAUGUAAUCAUAUUAUUAACAAAAGUUAUAUUCUGCUAAAACCAAUUUAUUAAUUUUGAACUGUGAUACGCUUAUAACGCAGUAAUGUGAUAAUUACUGUUGCUAAGAUUUGCAAUAAUAAUUAUGAUUUUCUUCUUCCAUGUCACUCAUGAUUCAAACUCGAUAGUUUAUUUAGCAAAAAGCUUUUUUUUAUUUUUUUUUACAAAUAGAAAUCAGAUUGAAAAGAGAUAGAAUUUAUACAUGCUUAUGUCACUAUUGUUUUAUACUUCACUCGAGAGUGCUUUAUCUCUUUACUGUGGAUGAUGAGGUAUUAGAGACGGUGUCAUUGAAUUGUGAUAUUUUACAAUUUAAUCGAGAGAGCUUUAGGAGGCAAGGCUAUGUAUAUUUGUAAGAUUAGCGCUCUUGUCCAGGAUUUUAGAACUAAAAUCUUCUAAUCACCUUCCUUGUAACAUAUAUUUUUCUACUGUCCAUAUUUGAGAUUCAUACUGGUGUACUCUUUUCAAUGACGAUACUUAUAGAUACUUUAUAGAUACUUUAUAAAUAUAUCUGAGAACAAUCCCUCAGGAGAUUUAUGUUUAUCUACGUUUUCAUCACUAUAGCAUGUUACAAAAAAUAACAGAGAUAUAUCAGAUGUAGAAUUUAAUGUAUUGUUUUUCACUUGAGAUGUAUAUUGCGCAAAGUGAAUCGGUUUACUCGCUAUAAGCUGCGACCGAUCCUGCGAAAGGGUAAUUGGACGUGGAAUAGGUAUCUGUGUCAUAAACUUUCAAAAAGAUUGGGCUUCGUGGUAUGGUGCUAAGAGAAAUCAAUGAAAGUAACAUUGUUCAAUUAAAGUGUGAUUACCAAAUAUGAUAUGACAUGAACGUAACAUUUAUUUAUGUAUAACGAAUCAUACUCGAUGUAUAAAUAUAACGUCAAUGUAUUGACAGACGAUGAGAUUCUACGAGAGAGAUAUGCGUGAAAACGUUACGUAAUAAAUAUAUAAUUAUAAUUGUACAAUUAAAGAAAUGAAAUAUUUCAUUUCUGAUAUAGUUAUCACAAAGAUUAAAUAACACCGUCACCAAAUAGUACUAUUAAAAGAAUCGACAAUCUUAAAAAUUUAAACGAGAUUAAUUUAUAAUACUAUAUGCUUUGCUAUUGUAUCAAAUUAUUUUUUUUUUGUACAAAAACGUUUUGUACCCCACAUACGCAUAUUCUGCUGUAAUGAUCUAGAUAUAUUUGUUCAAAAUUAAUUUUAGUGUUAUAUUCGAUCUAUGCGAGUAAUAAUUAUAGAAAAAAAUGUAGUUUUGUGACAAUAUAUAUGAUAUUAUUAUGUCAUAAA